AUGGUGCGGUCAUUCACAGCCCAAGAGAGAGCUACCACAGCUUCCCUUCGUGUUUCCUGGAUAUUGGCAAAAAAGAAAAGGCCAUUCACAGACUCUGAAACAGUGAAGGACUGUAUGCUGGCCGUCGUGGACGAGGUGAUAAAUGACGAUAAAAUUAAAACGAGCGUAGCAUCUGCUAUAAAAAACGUACCCCUGUCAGAUACUUCCAACAUUCGUAGGGUUGAAAUUCUUGCUGCAGAUGUGUAUGAAACACUGUUAGGAGACCUGAUGAAAGCUGAUACUAUGUCUAUAGCAGUAGAUGAGUCCACAGACAAAACUGAUACUGCUCAGUUGUGCAUAUAUGUCCGUUUUUUUGACAGCAAAUGCUUCAGAGAGGAGCUGCUCUGCCUACUACCGUUAGAAGGACACACAACGGGCGAUAUACUCUUUGGGAAAAUUUCUGAUUUUUUCAAAGACAAUGGUCUGGAUAUGACGCGUGUGUGCAUGCUUGUGACAGAUGGGGCUCCAUCCAUGACAGGUAAAGUGAAUGGUUUGGCAGCACGUUGGUCCGCUGUUGCACCUCAGUUGAUCUCCUUACACUGCAUUGUGCACCAGGCGGUGUUGUGCGCAAAACUAAGUGGGGCGCUAAAAACGACCAUGGACAACGUGAUGGCUACAAUUAAUUUUAUUCGCUCCACAUCAAGCCUCCAACACCGCUUGUUCCACAUGCUGCUGUCAGAAAUGUCUGCUGAGCACCACGACCUGCUUUUGCAUAAUGACGUGAGGUGGCUGUCCAAAGGCAAAGCACUGGAGCGUUUCUGUGGUCUCAGAGAGGAGAUCAUAACUUUCCUCCGCAGCAGCAAGCAAAAAAAGGCAGAAGCGCACUUGAGUCGCAUACUGGACGACAGCUUCAUGGCCGAUGCAUGCUUUCUGAGUGACAUAUUCAAACACCUGAAUGAUGUCAAUUUGGCACUACAAGGCAGAGACAAAACUGUCAUCGACCUUGUGGAACAGAUGCGCGCAUUCCCAGUUAAACUGGACCUUUUUGCAACUGAUUUGAGCACAGGCCGAAUGCUGCAUUUUCCGACGCUCCGCAAAUGCGUCUCAUCCCCCGCACAAAUCACGGAUGUGAUGACAGAUUUUAUUACGAGGUUGAAAAUGAACUUUGCUGGUCGAUUGGAUGGAAUUGUUCUGCCCACAGAGGUGGCCGUUUUUGUCAGAGACCCGUUCACUGUUGCAAUAGAAGGGGACUUAUCCGCCAGAGCAAAGCAAGUGGUUCCUUCCAUUGACGAGGGGAAAUUCACACUCGAACUUGUUGACAUGCGGUCAUCUGUAACCAUGGCACAGGAGCUUUGCACUAACGGGCCUACAAUGUUUUGGACUGAUGUCAACGUACAUCAGUUCCCUAACAUUAAGAAAGUAGCGAUCGUCAUGCUCAGUAUGUUUGGUUCAACUUACACAUGCAAUGUAAAAGACAGCUGGAGCUCUUGUGGACUGAGCCGUCUGGCUUGGGGAAGCAACUCAGUCAAUAUGCUACUGAUCAAUGGCAUUGAUCUAGUGGUCGGCACUUACAGUCUGAGUCUAAAGCUGCAUGUGGAGUUGGAUUACGGAUAUCGUUGCACUUAG
This is a messenger RNA of Carassius auratus (goldfish), 1605 nucleotides long. Its product is annotated as zinc finger BED domain-containing protein 5-like. The transcript has 3 exons. Lineage: Eukaryota; Metazoa; Chordata; Actinopteri; Cypriniformes; Cyprinidae. The record is from RefSeq and is a predicted model, not a curated record. The coding region runs from base 1 to 1605 and encodes 534 amino acids.